Molecule: messenger RNA, 260 nt
Organism: Funneliformis caledonium
Lineage: Eukaryota; Fungi; Glomeromycota; Glomeromycetes; Glomerales; Glomeraceae
Source: the annotation of a GenBank genome assembly
AAGUUUCUUUGGAAAACAGCUGCAAAAGGUCUUCUGGUUCUUUACGCGGUUCCAGUUAUGCACCUCCCUUUUCAGCAAAGAACUUCGACCAGAAAGAAACUGGUUAUCAAACUCCAGAACAGAUAUCUGGUUACAAACGCCCAGAAGAGACAGAACUGGGGUAUCAAACCGCCAAGAAGGAAAACUUGGGGCAUGAAAGAAGGGAAUCUUCUCAACGUAUUCAACAAGCAACUGGAACACCAAUGAAGAUGAGGUGCUAA